Laetiporus sulphureus 93-53 is the source of this 2188-nucleotide messenger RNA. RefSeq names its product auxin efflux carrier. Bases 244 to 1713 code for a protein of 489 amino acids. The transcript is spliced from 9 exons. Gene Ontology annotation, cellular component: membrane. Lineage: Eukaryota; Fungi; Basidiomycota; Agaricomycetes; Polyporales; Laetiporaceae. Gene Ontology annotation, biological process: transmembrane transport. The record is from RefSeq and is a predicted model, not a curated record.
UUUGCGGCUCGUAAGUGACGAGUCAUUCACAAGUUUCACCCCCCCACGAGAGGACCUCGAGGCGGCUGCCGCGCUUCUGAAGCUUCCAUGCACCCACGCAGAAACUUUUGCGGAUUGAACGCCCUAGAGCAACUAUAUAGACGUAGGCCGAGUCAGACUCACGAGACAUAGACUUUUCGCGACUGCAACUACCGUACUCAAUCCGCCAUGACCUCCGCGGGACAGCUAAUCUAUUGCGGCAUUAUGCCACUGCUCAAAACCUAUAUUGCCAUUGCUGUUGGCUAUUUUCUUGCUCGGAGAGGUCUGUUCUCGGCGGACGCUUCCAAAGGAGCUUCGCAGGUUUCCAUGAACAUCUCUCUUCCGGCUCUGAUAUUUGCAAAUGUCGUCCCUGCAUUCACGUCUUCCAACAUCUCCGCCCUUGGUCCACUGUUCUUGACCGCGUUCAGUUACCUUGGCAUAGGAUUCUCUUUUGGACUGAUCAUCCGAGAAGUCUUCUACGUUCCGCGCAAUUUCUGGCAGGGUAUCGUUGUUCUAUGCGGCAUGAGCAACUGGGGUAACCUACCCAACGCUAUUGUAUCGUCUAUCAUGACAGAGUCUCCGUUCAACCCGAGCACUGAUCCUGAAUUGGGAGUGUCAUAUGUCGCCAUCUUUAUCGUGUCAUACCACCUUGUGUUUUGGGUGGCCGGUGCUGCUCGCUCUCUUGCUUGGGACUACUUGCCAGGCGUUCCUCAGGGAGCAGAGGCAGAACGACAUUACUCGUGGAAGGAGAAGCCCAUAGGAGGCCUCAUCGCACGUUAUAUUCUGCGCAUACCGGCACCACCGAGAGCAUCCUUCUCAGACCUCGAAAAGGUGAACAUCGAAUCGAGCGUCGAGAAAGGCGAACUCAAGCUCACGAAGUCGGAGACGGACGAUGCACGAGACGUUGAGCGACAGCUGGACGACAUUGCCUAUGAUAACGACCCCGAUAUUCAGCUGGCCCGACGCACGUCGCGUCUCUCUGCGACGACGUAUCGCUCCAGACAGCCCUCUGCCUUUCGCGGUGUUCUAUCUUCACCGAUCCCGCCGGCUCCCCCAUCAUCGCCGGCACCGGAGUCCAUCGAAACAGUCACCAGCGACAUACCUCCACCACCGUUCCUCCAACGAUUGAAGAAGACACUGCGGCCUCUGUCUGCUGCGAUCACUCCCAUCACCUGCUCGCUGGCCAUUUCGCUCCCUAUCGCGCUGAUCCCGGAUCUCAAAGCAUUGUUCACGCCUGUCAAAGGAGGACCGAGUUGGAAGGGGCCGGACGGAGAGCCACCGUUGUACUUCAUCAUGCAAACAGCUGAGUUCCUGGGGACUAUGGCAGUCCCGCUAUCUCUGAUCAUUCUCGGUGCUUCCUUCGCGCGACUCAAGGUUCCCCGGCCCUUCUCUCGCCUGCCGAUCAUGGCUAUGAUCGCUGCAACAGUCGCGAAGAUGGUAGUGCUUCCCGUGAUUGGCGUGUUCAUGGUGCAGGCGAUGGUGAAGGGCGGGCUGAUUGCCAAGGAAGCGCUGGCUGAGCGGUUUGUUGCAAUGUUUCUCAGUGGUACUCCCGCGGCGGUCAACCAGUUCAUAGUGUCUAACUUGUAUUCAACAACAGGGGACGUUGAUACGCUCUCGGCGUUCUUGCUCGUUCAAUACAUGGGCAUGUUCUUCUGUUCAGCUGCUCUAACGGCUGUAUCACUGCUGUUAUUGUGAUGUUCGCUUUUCAAGUGCUCUCUGUGUAUAUAUUCGUAGAUUGUAUGCUCUUGUAGUUAUCCGAUUCCACUGACCGUUCGGCUAUUCGCACCGAGCUGACGGUUAGGGUAAGAGCGAUGGGACAUCCUCGUGAAUAUAAGUUAUUUGGUUCGUAAUAUGUCUAUUGGUAAAGCGAAUGAACAGUUGGUACUUCUAUCGAAUUCUACGCCUCCCUAUUUAAACCUUCUACACUGCAAUGAGCUGGGACAAGGCCAUAUCGACCGGCGCGGUGGGGAGUUCAGACAAAAGAGCGGAAAGGGUGUCCGCCGCAACAGGCUCGUAUGGGUCGUAAUCGUCGCGUUUCCGAUCCAGCUCGUCCAUGUACCCUGCAGCCCCGGACAUCCACGCAACCUUGCAGCACGCAGCAUGUAGUUUCAAGAGCCGGGGAUCAGGCAAGUCAAACCUCUCAUCAGUCGUCUUGAACUGAACUUCGCGA